CCCCCGAGCCGCCACAGCCGCCACCGCCGAGGCUCCGGCAAAAGUUUUCGCCGGAGCAACCGAGCGCGCCGGUCUCGGUCCUCGCCGGCUCCGAGAUGCGUCCGGGAGCCGCCGCGAGCCCAGCCCCGAGAGGAUCACCCACGUGCCAGGGCCAUCACCACCAGGGUGGAGAAGCUGCUGAGGGCUGGUAGGAAGCCAGGCACCCCGCACUGCACCCCAUGCGCGUGGCCCAGAGGAGGGAUGUCCCAGCCACGUCUCCUCACCCUCCCGCUGCUGCUGCUCUGCUGCCAGGGUCCCUCUGCUCAGAUCACAGAUAUUCUCUUUGAGAAAUGGACGGAGUACAGAGAGGAGUGCCAGCACAACAUGAGUCUCCUGCCUGCGCCCACAGAGCUGGUCUGUAACCGCACCUUCGACAAGUUCUCGUGCUGGCCUGACACCGCGCCCAACAGCACGGCCAGUGUGCCCUGCCCCUGGUUCCUGCCCUGGUACCACAAAGUGAAGCACAGACACGUCUUCAAGACCUGCGGGCCAGACGGGCAGUGGGUGACGGGGCCACGGGGACAGUCCCUACGCGAUGCCACACAGUGCCAGCAGGAUGAUGAGGAGAUAAAUGCGCAGGAAAAAUUUGCAAAGACCUAUGGCAGCUUCAAGAUGAUGUACACCGUGGGUUACUCCAUGUCCCUGUGCGCGCUGCUGCUCGCCCUGGCCCUGCUGCUGGGCUUCAGCAAGCUGCACUGCAUGAGGAACUACAUCCACAUGAACCUCUUCGCCUCCUUCAUCCUGAAGGGUGUCUCCGUGCUGGUCAUUGACGCCCUGCUCAAGACCCACUACAGCGACAAGAUCGACGGCUACAGUGUGCAAGUUUGGCUGAGUGACGAGGCAGCCGCAGGCUGCAGGGCAGCCACAGUUUUCAUGCAGUACGGCAUUGUGGCCAACUACUGCUGGCUGCUGGUGGAGGGCAUCUACCUGCACAAUCUGCUCGUGGUGGCUGUCUUCUCUGAAAGGAGCUACUUCACCCUCUACCUGUGCAUUGGCUGGGGGGCACCUGUGCUGUUCCUCAUCCCGUGGGUCGUUGUGAAGUUCCUCUACGAAAACAUCCAGUGCUGGUCCACUAACAACAACAUGGGCUUCUGGUGGAUCCUUCGCUUCCCCGUGUUCCUGGCUAUCCUGAUCAACUUCUUCAUCUUCAUCCGCAUCAUCCAGAUCCUCGUCUCCAAGCUCCGCGCGCACCAGAUGCGCUACACUGACUACAAGUUCAGGCUGGCCAAGUCCACGCUGACGCUGAUCCCGCUGCUGGGCAUCCACGAGGUGGUCUUCGCCUUUGUCACGGACGAGCACGCCCAAGGCACGCUGCGCUAUGUCAAGCUCUUCUUCGACCUCUUCCUGAGCUCCUUCCAGGGGAUGCUGGUGGCCAUUCUCUACUGCUUUGUCAACAAGGAGGUGCAGGCAGAGCUGUUGAAGCGGUGGCAGCGCUGGAAGCUGGGGAGGGACCUGGCUGAGGAGUACAGGCACACCUACAGCCACGCACCCAGCGCCCGUAAUGGCGCUGGCAGUGCCUACGAGAAGCACCAGCUGGUGAGCGGCUGCACCAACGGGCUGGGGCACAGCCCAGCCCCCCACCCCGGCUCCCACCGCCCCGAGAGAAGCGGGCACAGCACCGCUGAGCACCUCGCCCUGGGAGAUCGCCACCACUGCUACGAGUUUCCUGAGACCACAGCCGAGAGCCACUUCUGAGCCCACGGCCAGGCUGGAGGGCCGUGCUGAGCCACUGGAGUGCCGCCAUCCCCUGCCCUGUCCUCCCCGGGCGCUGGCAGGCACUGGGACCUGCCGCCUUAGUGCGGGUGCUGCGCUGAGCGCAUGGACAAUGGACACAAUGAGGAAGGCGAGUGGGACCUGGACCUCUGGGGUGGGAUCUGUGGGGC
Messenger RNA from Myiozetetes cayanensis, 1922 nucleotides. It is a transcript of the gene GCGR, whose product is annotated as glucagon receptor. Gene Ontology annotation, biological process: adenylate cyclase-activating G protein-coupled receptor signaling pathway; cell surface receptor signaling pathway. Gene Ontology annotation, cellular component: plasma membrane. Lineage: Eukaryota; Metazoa; Chordata; Aves; Passeriformes; Tyrannidae. The record is from RefSeq and is a predicted model, not a curated record. Gene Ontology annotation, molecular function: peptide hormone binding; glucagon receptor activity. The transcript is spliced from 14 exons. Bases 241 to 1734 code for a protein of 497 amino acids.